Messenger RNA from Theileria equi strain WA, 297 nucleotides. RefSeq names its product dynein light chain 1, putative. The record is from RefSeq and is a predicted model, not a curated record. Gene Ontology annotation, biological process: microtubule-based process. Gene Ontology annotation, molecular function: dynein intermediate chain binding; dynein light intermediate chain binding. The transcript has a single exon. Gene Ontology annotation, cellular component: dynein complex. The coding region runs from base 1 to 297 and encodes 98 amino acids. Lineage: Eukaryota; Apicomplexa; Aconoidasida; Piroplasmida; Theileriidae.
AUGACCGACCACAAGGUCGCUCAGAGACCAACUGUUAAAGAUACAGUCAUCAAAAAUGUCGACAUGGACGAAAAUAUGCAAAAAUACGCCCUAGAGGUAGCAGAACACGCCCUCAGCAAGUUCGACGUAGAAAAGGAUAUCGCGGCACACAUAAAGAAGGAAUUCGAUAAAACAUACAGUCCAACAUGGCAUUGUAUAGUAGGACGAAGCUUCGGGUCAUACGUCACUCACGAAAAGGACCACUUCAUCUACUUUUACAUCGGAAACACAGCUGUACUCCUCUUCAAACACGGUUAA